Molecule: messenger RNA, 1767 nt
Organism: Cynocephalus volans (Philippine flying lemur)
Lineage: Eukaryota; Metazoa; Chordata; Mammalia; Dermoptera; Cynocephalidae
Gene: FADS3
Product: fatty acid desaturase 3
Exons: 12
Coding region: 96-1445 (449 amino acids)
Biological process (GO): lipid metabolic process
Cellular component (GO): membrane
Molecular function (GO): oxidoreductase activity, acting on paired donors, with oxidation of a pair of donors resulting in the reduction of molecular oxygen to two molecules of water
Source: RefSeq, a predicted model, not a curated record
GGCGGUGGAGGAGCCCCCGGAACGCCACCUCGCUUCCCCCGGAGCCUCUCGGACCUCGGGGCGGCGCAGGCGCUCGAGGACUUCUCCGCGCAGACAUGGGCGGCGUCGGGGAGCCGGGAGGGGAGCGGGGGCCGCGGGAGGGGCCCGCGCAGCCGGGGGCGCCCCUGCCCACCUUCUGCUGGGAGCAGAUCCGCCCGCACGACCUGCCGGGCGACAAGUGGCUGGUCAUCGAGCGCCGCGUCUACGACAUCAGCCGCUGGGCACAGCGGCACCCGGGCGGCAGCCGCCUCAUCGGCCACCACGGCGCCGAGGACGCCACGGAUGCCUUCCGUGCCUUCCACCAGGAUCUGGAUUUCGUGCGCAAAUUCCUACAGCCCCUGCUGAUUGGCGAGCUGGCCCCGGAGGAGCCCAGCCAGGAUGGACCCCAGAAUGCCCAGCUGGUUGAAGACUUCCGUGCCCUGCGCCAGGCAGCCGAGGACAUGAAGCUGUUUGAGGCCAACCCCACCUUCUUUGCUUUCCUGCUGGGCCACAUCCUCGCCAUGGAGGUGCUGGCCUGGCUCAUCAUCUACCUCCUGGGCCCCGGCUGGGUGCCCAGCAUCCUGGCCGCCCUCAUUCUGGCCAUCUCCCAGGCCCAGAGCUGGUGUCUGCAGCAUGACCUGGGCCAUGCCUCUAUCUUCAGGAAGUCCCGGUGGAACCACGUGGCCCAGCAGUUUGUGAUGGGGCAGCUGAAGGGCUUCUCUGCCCACUGGUGGAAUUUCCGCCACUUCCAGCACCAUGCCAAGCCCAACAUCUUCCACAAAGACCCAGACGUGACCGUGGCACCCGUCUUCCUCCUGGGGGAAUCGUCUGUGGAGUAUGGCAAGAAGAAGCGCAGAUACUUACCCUACAACCACCAGCACCUGUACUUCUUCCUGAUUGGCCCACCGCUUCUCACCCUGGUGAACUUUGAGGUGGAAAAUCUGGCGUACAUGCUGGUGUGCCUGCAGUGGACAGACUUGCUCUGGGCUGCCAGCUUCUACGCCCGCUUCUUCUUGUCCUACGUCCCUUUCUACGGUGUCACUGGGGUGCUGCUCCUCUUUGUCGCUGUCAGGGUUCUGGAGAGCCACUGGUUCGUGUGGAUCACACAGAUGAACCAUAUUCCCAAGGAGAUCGGCCGAGAGAAGCACCGGGACUGGGCCAGCUCUCAGCUGGCAGCCACCUGCAAUGUGGAGCCCUCGCUCUUCAACGACUGGUUCAGUGGCCACCUCAACUUCCAGAUCGAGCACCACCUCUUCCCCACGAUGCCGAGGCACAACUACCGCAGGGUGGCCCCGCUGGUCAAGGCGCUGUGUGCCAAGCACGGCCUCAGCUACGAGGUGAAGCCCUUCCUCACUGCCCUGGUGGACAUCGUUGGGUCCCUGAAGAAGUCUGGUGACAUCUGGCUGGAUGCCUACCUCCACCAGUGAAGACAGUGCCCAGGCAGGCGGAGAAGGGGUAAGGGCCCAGGGCCCCACCGACGCCAAGCUGGCCCCAGGCAGCAUCAGCACCCCUACCCUUCCACCCCCAAGCCUGGGACGCCCUGCCUACCCUCCUGGUCCACCUGUCCUCCCCUCAGCCCCAUGCCUGUCUGUUCAGCAGCCUUACAGUUGUGACUCUGAGCCCAGAAGGACUGGGGGUAGAGGCAGAGUACAUAAAGCCACACAUGAGCAUGGCACGUUUUCCUAGAGCAAGAAUUGGGAGGAAACUGUUAUUUUUAUAUAAAAAUAAACCCAGAUAUAUUGUGCAGUA